Messenger RNA from Mus caroli (Ryukyu mouse), 9755 nucleotides. It is a transcript of the gene Gabrg3, whose product is annotated as gamma-aminobutyric acid type A receptor subunit gamma3. Gene Ontology annotation, biological process: chloride transport; gamma-aminobutyric acid signaling pathway; monoatomic ion transmembrane transport. Lineage: Eukaryota; Metazoa; Chordata; Mammalia; Rodentia; Muridae. Gene Ontology annotation, molecular function: extracellular ligand-gated monoatomic ion channel activity; GABA-A receptor activity. The record is from RefSeq and is a predicted model, not a curated record. Gene Ontology annotation, cellular component: membrane.
UCCCAACUCCGAGUCCAUUCAAACCUCACUGCCUUUGCCUGGCAUUGCCAAGCGUGUUAAUUGGGGAAACUCCUCCCCGCCGCGGCCGGCGGGCACCACCGAGGCAACCGCGACCUCCCGCUACGCUUUGGAGCGCAGCUGCCCCAGCGCAGAGCCCUGAGCCGGCCCGGGCGGUGGGGGGCUCGGGCUGCGGGAGGAGGGUGCCCGGCCACCUGCUGCCCCCCCUCCCCGUGCUGAUCGCUCCCGAGAGCGGACGCACCCCAGCUCGUGUGCGCCCCGCAGAGCCGGACCGUCGGGGACGCGGCGCUCGGAGCAGACACCUGUCCCUCCCAGUCCGCAGAACCCUGGGCGCUGCAGCCCGUGGGAGUCUCGUAGGCGCCGGAGCAAGUAGAGACCAAGCCCUGCAGAGGCCUCGGACCCGCGCCCGGAGAGCCAUGGCUGCAAAGCUGCUGCUUCUCCUCUGCCUGUUCUCGGGCUUGCAUGCUCGGUCCAGGAGGGUGGAAGAAGAUGAGAAUGAAGACUCUCCAUCAAACCAGAAGUGGGUCUUGGCACCCAAAUCACAAGACACCGAUGUAACGCUGAUUCUCAACAAAUUGUUGAGAGAAUAUGACAAAAAGCUGAGACCGGACAUUGGAAUAAAACCAACUGUGAUCGAUGUGGACAUUUAUGUUAACAGCAUUGGUCCUGUGUCAUCCAUAAACAUGGAAUACCAAAUUGAUAUAUUUUUUGCUCAAACCUGGACAGACAGUCGCCUUCGAUUCAACAGCACAAUGAAAAUACUAACUCUGAACAGCAACAUGGUGGGCUUGAUAUGGAUUCCAGACACCAUCUUUCGAAAUUCUAAAACAGCGGAGGCUCACUGGAUCACCACACCCAACCAGCUCCUCAGAAUCUGGAAUGAUGGGAAAAUCCUUUACACAUUAAGGCUCACUAUCAAUGCAGAGUGCCAGCUGCAACUGCAUAACUUCCCUAUGGAUGCGCAUGCCUGCCCUUUGACCUUCUCUAGCUAUGGCUACCCCAAAGAAGAAAUGGUUUAUCGUUGGAGGAAAAAUUCAGUUGAGGCAGCUGAUCAGAAAUCAUGGCGGCUCUAUCAGUUUGACUUCAUGGGCCUCAGAAACACUACAGAAAUCGUGACAACAUCUGCAGGUGACUAUGUUGUCAUGACUAUCUAUUUUGAACUGAGUAGAAGAAUGGGAUACUUCACGAUCCAGACGUAUAUCCCCUGCAUACUGACUGUGGUUCUGUCCUGGGUGUCAUUUUGGAUCAAAAAGGAUGCGACACCAGCAAGAACAACAUUAGGCAUCACCACAGUGCUAACCAUGACCACACUCAGCACCAUUGCCAGGAAGUCCCUGCCUCGGGUGUCCUAUGUCACUGCCAUGGACCUCUUUGUGACCGUGUGCUUCUUGUUUGUCUUUGCCGCACUGAUGGAGUAUGCUACCCUCAACUACUAUUCAAGCUGUCGAAAGCCAACCAUCAGGAAGAAAAAAACAUCGUUAUUACAUCCAGAUUCCACAAGAUGGAUUCCUGAUCGAAUAAGCCUUCAAACACCCUCUAAUUAUUCUCUACUGGAUAUGAGGCCCCCACCACCUGUGAUGAUCACGUUAAACAAUUCCAUGUACUGGCAGGAAUUUGAGGACACCUGUGUCUAUGAGUGUCUGGAUGGCAAAGACUGCCAGAGCUUCUUCUGCUGCUAUGAGGAGUGCAAGUCUGGCUCCUGGAGGAGAGGCCGCAUCCACAUUGAUGUAUCCGAGCUGGACUCCUACUCUCGGGUCUUCUUCCCGACAUCCUUCCUGCUGUUCAACCUGGUCUAUUGGGUUGGAUACCUGUAUCUUUAAGUGCUGCUCUGAAGGAUGACUGAAGAGUACUUGAUUCAUGUUUUUCCUUCCACUGUCCCCAGACAAGUAGUGACCAACCAAAAAAGUAGAAGGGAAGGACACGACUCCAGUUUGUUGUGCUACCUUUCAGCAGCAUGGGAAGUACUGGAAAGUAUUCCUUAUAAAUAUUUCACUCACAAACACUCACUCACAUGUGCACGCACACACACACACACACACACACACACACACCACACCACACCACACAAAGAGGAACUGCAUCUUCAAAGUGAUAUUCUUGCUAAUCCCUUCUUCAACCCGUAGUUUGAUAUAUAUGAAUGGCCUUGGAUACAGAAGCUGCCAGUUACCAUGCAACGACACCUGUGAAAGAUGCAAACCAAUAUCUAGACGUUGUCUCAGAUCCUCCCCAUUAUGUAUCUUCCUUUUGCAUCCCUUGGCACCAGUGCCUGUGCACACAGGAUCUACCUUAGUGGAGAUACACUCAGAGUGACCUCUCUGAGAUCCAGCUUGAAGUGCAGUCAGCUUUGGCCCCUUCUGUGAGGCCUGUUUGCUCAGACACUGAGGUCCUAAGCUAGCCUCCCUCUAACUGGCACUCUUCCUUCCUGCCUGGGAGGUAUAUAAGCCAACAAGUUUCCAUUCGUGGGAAAAAAAAAUGUGAUUUUUAAAAUUUGUUCCUGAGACCAAGACUGCUGUUUGUCUCUAACUCUAACAAAGUAGUGACUUUAUUACAGACUGCCAAGCAUCAGCCGUAUUUGCAUCCUGGGUUCCUGGACCAGUUGCAUUUGAAUUCAGCAUUUUUCAAAGAGCUGCGAUUUAUAAGACCAAGUCUCAGUCUCAGAUGAUGAGGGUAGCUUAUAUUAUUGUUAGGGAUUCGGUAACUGUCUUCACCCUGCUCACACAUGCAAUGUGGAUAGGCCUUUGUUUGGAAACGGCGUUCUACAGUGUAAAAUAACAUAAACAUCCAUGUAUUUAAUCAUGAGCAUUAACUUUAAAGCCAAACCAACUUUAGAUCCAAAAAUUGGUGAUGGUUAUUGUCAAUUACACAUUUUGAUGAACAAAAUUUGUUUUAUACUUUGAAAUAUGAAUGCAUAGCAAAAUCCCAAAGAAACCCCCCGAAAUCAAUUCUCUUUUGAUAUUUUUUAUAACACAAAACAAAUUUGCUUCUUCAUAUUAGUUAUUUGCUAUGACCAGAUGCUCUUGUGCACUCCAAGUCCAUGACUCUUUUGAAGCAUCCUCUAUUGGUGACACCCACGCAUUUCCACUCAUCAGCAGGGUCUUGGCACUGUUACGGCAUCCGCAGUACAAUCCUUGUGUGCUUUUCUCCCACAAAGCUGAAUUAAUUUUAUUGAAAGUCAUUCAUUUUUUUCCAUUUCUAUUACACAUACUAUAUCACUACUUAGAAAAAGUAAAACAUCAGACAAGUAGAAUAUAUCAAAGUGGUGACUUCACACAAUUUAUUAGAUGUAUUUCAGAAACGAUGAUGGUAUUGAAGAGACCGGAAAACUGAAAGUAGAUACUUUUGUUAAUUCUUUCUAGUACUGUUGCACAUGAAGUAGAUGUGAAAACGGACACACCUCUCAUUUGUAAGGGUAAUAAUGGCUGUCUCUGUGUACGGUUGUGAUAUUCAGUCUUUUCUUUCUGAGUUUCAACUAACAAACUACUAGUUUGAUAGUUACUACAUAAGGCUCAAGUCAACUGGCUUCUAGUUAGAAAAUUCCAUUUAAAAGAAUUAAAAUAAUAAAUGCCCAUAAAGAAUAAGCUGAAAUAAUGGCUUAGAUGAAAUGUCUCCUCUGUUGGGAGGUUUUGCAUCUAGUGCUCUAGUGUCUCUGAAGCUCCUGCCUUUGGAAGGCCCACUCUGGAAGUGCCCACAGCACUGAAGACAGAGAGCAAGCCACACACACAAUUGCAAACACUAUCAGCUCAGAAUCGCUAAUCAGAUAAAGAGCUUUAAUCUGUUACAUUUUAAAAGUUCUGGGGAAAACUAAAUUUUCUAGUCAUCUUUUUGUUUUUAAGGAUUAAAACCUGUAAGCAUGUGAUGUAGGGGUGGACUCCCUGCUACCGUAGACAAACCCCACAGUGGCCUCUUAUCUCAAAACUUGUCAUUGUCAUUGUGUCUUGCCCAACCUCAGCCAUGCUGAUCAAAACAUAGGAAGAGCCAACGCGCAUGUCACAAGUAUGCCAAUGCCUGUUUCUCAGUAAAGUUUAAUUGUCUAUGUCAGUCUGAACUCCCAGGAUAACCCAUUCUGGUACAUGAAACGGGAGAGAUGCCUGCCCAUUGCUCAGGGGCAAAACCAGGGGCUUUAUAAGGUGAACUCUGAGGAGAGUCUGGUACACUUGGAGGAGAAGGAGAGAUGCACCCCUCCUUAGACACCAGCUCUCCUUACUUAAUUAAGGGGGACAUGUGUGAGCACACAAACUCAAGCCUCCUCUAACCUGCCCCAUUCUGCUUUGUUUCCUUCGUGUGCAGAGCUGGGGAAUGCUUGGGUAGUGGUCUGAACAACCUGCAUUUCAAAGGUGCUACUGUGUUCCUCACUCUUAGAAGCACUCCAGACUGAGGAGACUAUUUGAACAGAUUCCCAAACCACUGUGGAUUAUACGGAAAACUGUGACUGUCUCUCCCUUAAACUACAUCCUGGUUGAUGGAGAAAAACUAAAAAGAUGUUUUACAAAGUAGUAAAAUUCAAGCCAAAUGCCUCUUCAAAGCCUAGACAGAUUCCCUAGGGUAUCCGAGAUGCUCGGUGGAGGACAGUGUUAAUAAAUUAACUCUGAGUCCAGCCAACACUGCCUCCAGUUUGCCCAAAAUAUGCCUUAAAAUAAAACAUAAAGCCCCCAAAUUUUACAUUUCUAGAAAUUUCAACUUCCUGUAGUCCCCCUUUUUCAUACUAAAUUUUGCUGUUUUUUUUUUAAAUAUACAUGGAUAAAAAUAGGAUUUCAUUUCUUUCUAUAACAACCAGGCAUUUUCAUGUUCGCAUCAGAUGAGAUAAAAUUACAGACUUUCAUGGACUCUUCAAACAUGGAAAUGCUUGUCCUUAAUCACAAGCUAUUCUCAUGUAGGAACCUGUGGGUUUAUGUCCACAGAUCAGCAUCAUUCCAGACUGUUUUACCUGGUAAUAUGUUGCUGCAGUUAAAGAUGUUUGGAUGCGUGUUGUAGCCCUACACAAUGUCACAUCUGGAAACAGUGGAAGCAAGCCACCUGAAUGGAAUCCCACUUCACAUCAAUUUGUCUUGACACAGCUAGGAAGCAGAGGUCCACUCUAUCCAAAGGGCUAGAAAACAAAACAGACACCACCUCUGCCUCCUUGAUCAUUUUUAUCUCACAUGCCAAACUGAAAUUUUCAUUCGGAACUUGGAGAAUUGUGACUGGUCCCCAGAUGUUGCACCCCCAUCCUAUCACUUCAGAGCCCUGGCGGCAUCAGGCUUCUUGAAUCUGUUUGUGGUUUGACAACUAUUUUUUCGUGUUUUCCUUUUAGAGUUAAAAAUUAUGCAAGUUUUCAUUUUGAAAAUAGUAAAAUGAAGAGAGAUAAACAUAGAAUAUAAAUAAGAAAUGUUGAAUUUCAUUUAUACUGAUAGAUUAUUGGUUUGGAACUUUAGAACACAAUUAUAUGGAAGGGUCUUUGGAAAUAGGAAGACAGGAAACAGAAUACCAAUUCACGGAAAAUGUCUUAUUCACAGUUUUCCCUGAACUCCCAUCAAAUGGCUACUAGUGGCCUGUGAUAACCAUUGGGUCUAAGACUAAUCAUGGUCCAAGAACUGAAUCUAAUGAAGUGCUCAGGACAGACAGGCCCAUCUCUGAUCUCCCUUCUACUGUAAACAUGGAUCAAAACAUAACAGGGAGAGAAAACAACCCGUGUCUUGAGAUGAUAAGGUAACAGCUAACACAGACACCUUCCCAGAAUAAGGAGUUGUUUUGUUUUUUAAAUAUAUUACGGUUUUGGAGCCUUGAAGUUGGGAUGUUUCAACUUCCCUCUUUUAAAAUUUCUUUAGCUUACAAGAUACUAAUCCCAUGAUAAAAAGCUUGAUUUAAUUCUGUUAAGGUUAAAAGAGAAGAUGUUUCUAUUCAUUUGCUUCCAAGAUGUCUUUUAGUUGAGUGGUGCUUUUGUUCUAAUAUUCCCUGUAAGACUUCUAAACUUCUUUGUUACUUUUCCUAGACUAAAAUCCCAGUCUUAAAAACAGCUUACAUAAAUCAGUGCAAAACUCUGACUUGAACUCUCGUUGGUCAUUAAAAAGUUUCCCAUGCUUUGAGUUAACCAGGUUAGGUUAUGUGAACUAGUAAAUACUUAAACACACACACACACACACACACACACACACACACACACACACACACCACUUCCAAAUUAAGGAAAGUCUGAUUUGUUUUUUCAUUUUAAUUGAGGCAAAUGUAAACUGCUUUGCUUAACCUGUUCAGUUAAGCAUCUAUUUUAAGCACUUCAUUUUUCACAUCUGUAAGCACAGUACAAGGUUGUCCCAGCCCAGGGAACAGGUUGCACAGGGUGAGUCAAGAGUAGUUACUGUGGGAAAGGAAGGCUUCUCUGUCUGCAAGGUAGUUUAAACUGCAAGGGUAGGGAGAAACAAUUGACUUUCAACCACAAAACCUCCCAAACUGAGCUAGUUCCUGCUUGGUUUUGUUCUUUCCUAGAUAUUGAAAAAUACUGCUCUGUAUUUCUGUGAACAAGGAGAGUCUGCUUCUGGAUCCAUGUAUUCUGUAUCUGUGAUUUCAACCACCAUCAAGAAUGUCAACCACUUUUGUCUCUGUACCUAGCAUGGGCAGGCAUUUCUCCUUGUGAUUAUUUCCCUAAAUGUAAGAGAGUAACAACAGAGGCUGACAUAGAAUGUACAAUGCAUAAAGCCGUGUAAGCUGUCCUGGGGUGGUGGAAUGUAUAGAGAAGAAUGUGCAUAGUGUCUAUGCACAUAAUGCCCCGACUUUAUUCAAAGGACCUGUGUGUAUCUGAGAGUUCUGUUUUCCUGAGGGAUCCUGGAACCAGUGCCCCCUGCAAAUUUGGAGAAGUGACUGCAAUGUUUUCAUUUCUUAUAACAGACUUAGAUCCUGAUGUCUCCUGGUUGCCCUACCCACUGAAGUACCAUGUCAGUACGUGUACAUAACCAAGCCAGUGUUCAUUUCUUAAAUAUGCAUUUCUUAGAUCAGGUGCUCACAACAUGGCUAUUACAGUCCCCUCUAUACAUCUUAAAAUUAUGACAUUGUCCCUAGCUUCCAUUCACAAAAGAUAGUUCCCAUUUACCAUUGAUCAUUGAUCACUGAUCAUUUUUGAAUACACAGGACUUUAUAUAGUGGACCCUAAAAUCACACUAGGGAAAAAAAUGUUUGACCCUAAGCUGUAGCUUUAUGAACAUUGUGAGAAUCAAUGUGGAAGCUUAAAGUGUCAGGCAUGGGCUGAAGUAAGGGUGACAUGGGUCCACCUUCUGAUUUUCUCCUCAAACAGGCUGAGUUCUUAAUGUAUGAAUGAGUCUGCUUCCUGGCACAGUGAGGCAAGUGCUUCUGGUAGGGUUGUGUUUGCACCUACUGAACAAUCUCCCAGGACAGCUGGCUGGAUAGGCAACCAUAAAUGUCCUUGUCAGUUGUCGUGAGAGUGCCCACGACUUGCCUACAUCAUUUUCUUAAACAUCAAGUUAUGCCCCGGUUCACAGGAAUCUUCUGGAAAGAUUCUCAAGACAUAUUUUAGAAGUCUUCCCAUUGUGGAAUUGGUAUUGUCAGGGACAAGUGAUGACAGCUUUGAAAUAAUUAGUAUUUGCUGAAAUGUCUUUUUAUCAAUAAUUGUCCAGGCUUUUAACAGGAAAGAUUCUUAUCAAUUUUAAGUUUGUGUGAAGGCCCCCAACACACAGAACCCCACACUGAGAAGACCUAACUGCCCAACCCUCUGUCUAACCUUGGCAGUCACAGGUAACCAUCAGUGAACUGGACACAUCAUUGUGUCCUUGCAUUUUCAGGGUUAUCUGGGAAAAUAAAAAUAAAGAACAAAAGAAAGCUAAGAAACAAAUCAUAUCUUCUUAAGUAACAUUCUCUGUAAUUAAAAGCUGAAAAUGUACAUAACCUUGAUGACUGAACUUUCCAACGUAUCCAUCAGAUAUGAAGGAAGAGUAUGGCAAGACCUCUGACAUGGUUUUUAUCCAUGGUCUAGUUUGUAGCCACCAAAGCACUGCAGAGAUUUUCUGUCUUUUAUAAGCUGUGACAAAAUUAGAACAUGUAUUUUUUUUAAUGAUGACAAGCUCUUAAAAACUUUAAUUGUAAUGUUAGAAUAGAGUCCAAAUUUUUGUUCGUUCCUUGGAAGUCCAUCUGCCCUGGUUCCUGAGUUUCCCAGCAUUUGAGGAGUGCAUGCCACCCAGUAUUUAUUUCCUGGUUACUUUUCUUCUUUUCAUUUUUGCCUUAUUGGACAUUUUUAGUCAUUUUCUUCUAGAUACAAUUUUGAUUGGCUAGGCACUAUUUUUUCUAAUGUGGCUGCAUCUUCAGAAGUUGUAAGUUUUGUUGCCCAAAGAAACCAUCACUCCUUUGCUCUCCAUGUCUUUGGGUCUAGGAGUUACUGCAGAUCUUGUUGGCAUUUUUUUACUAUAGUCUCUCUAACUAUAUAGUAGUGAAGAGUUUGCUAUUGUUUUCCUUUUUUCAGCUUAGAGUAAUGAUGGAAACACCCCCAAAGCCACAAUGGCCAAAUUGUGCUAGUGAGCCACGUUUACAUACUGACAUAUUUGUGUACAGAUACAUGUUUUCUUUUAAGCAGCUCCUGGACUCAGCAAAGCUUUGCUUGUUUAUGUUUUCCAUGAAAGGCUCUAGGAGAGUGACAAUUUUCAGGGACUGACCUGUAACUCGUUUGAAGUGAUGGGGUAUCUUGUGUUUACAUGCAGUGAUGUGUGUUUUCGUGUUUGUAUGUAACAAGGUAAAACUGAACAACCUAUUAAUGUGUGCGUUACUCUAUCAACUGCCCCACAUUUAGUUGAAACACUUAGGAGCACAGCUUCCUAGUGAUAGCAUGUUAGUUUAGUAAGCCUCUGGUUAAGGCAAACAGGAAACAGGGGAAAGAAGGGAAAAGGAAGAAAAGGGCCCAGAUAGAGUAAGAGACAAUCAUUGUAUUUCCCCAAAAUAUGGGAUCACAUCCUUUAAAAAACAAAUCAAGAUGAGAUGCCUGAUCAGAAGCACCACCAAGUUUCUUGGGUGCCUUGAUUAUCUGUGUACUGUGACCAGGCUUAUCUAAUAUACUGAUAGUACUUCUUGAUAUAUGGAACACUGGCCUUACAGUGUUCAUUUGGGAAGCCAUGUAGUUGUUCACAGACAAACCUAGGUAGGGCCUGUCGUCAAUUUUCAAAGCCUAGGAGUCAGCUACAGAGUAUGCAGGUUCAUUCUGAGAAGUAAAACUUUCACAGUCCUGGGCCGUGACUCAGGCAGAAAAGUAUGGAGUUGAUUUUCUAUCUGCCUGGAGUCCUUCCCACCUCUACAGCCUAAGGUAGGCUGAUUCCAGAAUCCCACAGCAUUUUGACAUCAGUUCUGAGCAAGUGAGGACUGUAGAGGGCAUUGGCUGGGAGGAGGGUGACCUGUCCUGCCCAAGUGCUGGCUGGCCCCUUAGAGAACUGGGAUCAUGGUCAGAGGCUGGCCUCACACCAGUGGCUUGCAAGAGCACUGGAUGUCCUGCUGUCCUCGAGGGCCCUCUUCCCCAGCAUAAAAACGGUGACUCCCCUGUACCCUGCAACUCGUGGUGUCCUAGUGAAGAGAGGGCGCCCUUGUGCCCAACGUGCCUUGGCGACCCCGGCGGCACCGCGCCCUGCCUUGCACGUCGCGACCCCGCCGAGCCCUCAGGGCCAAACCCAGCCAGAAGCCACCUGAGCCUCUUGGCUGGGCCGCCCUCUGUAUUUGUAUUUGGAUUCCUAUGUUUGUACUUCUGAUACAAAUAAAUGCACAUGUUGUCAGAAAUA